Messenger RNA from Hemicordylus capensis (graceful crag lizard), 4756 nucleotides. It is a transcript of the gene ABHD18, whose product is annotated as abhydrolase domain containing 18. Bases 979 to 2367 code for a protein of 462 amino acids. The transcript has 15 exons. Lineage: Eukaryota; Metazoa; Chordata; Lepidosauria; Squamata; Cordylidae. The record is from RefSeq and is a predicted model, not a curated record.
UGAUUGCAGAGGAGAAGAAUCUAUAUAUAUAAAAGGAUAGCAGGCAGGGGUCUGCAAAAAGAUGGGUUGUGAGGGAGGAAAGAGCCCCUUCAGGAGAAGGAGGAUGCCAUUGUGUGAAUUAAAUGAAGAAACAAGAUGAACAAAAUCUGUUAACUCAGUUAGGGAGGGAGAGAGAGAAAAAAACAUGAAGGGAAGGGAAAGAAAGAGUGGGGAAGAGCAAGUGGAGGAGAGAGAAAGAAAAAGAAGGGAAAGAGAAAAGAGACAGAAGGAAGGGCAAGGGACGGGCCUGAGCCUGUCAGCAGCCUGAGGGGAAUGAACGGCCAUGGCAGCACUAGCAGCAAGGAAGGGCCCAGUUAACCACUGCUGCUGUUUGAGGCUACUGAGGCCAUUGUCAGAGGGAGGCAGGCAGCCAAGGGAUGGGCCUGGGCCUGUCAGCGGCCUGAGGGGAACGAGCGGCCAUGGUGGUGGCAGUACGGCCUGGUCAACAACUGCUGCUGCUCCUGGGGGGCGCUGCAGGGGCGCGAGCGAGCGGGGGCGCUGCAGGGGGAUGCCACAGAUUCAGUGCACAACUGGACAGAUGCUCUGUGCGGGGUCAGCUAGUACACAUAUAUUUUAUGACACAUAUUUUAUGACAUAUCCUGUUCUUCUUCCAAAGAGUUCAGGGUAGUGUACAUGUUCUUCCUCCCCAUUUUUAUUCUCACAACCAUCUUGUGAAGCAGGUCCGGAGGAGAGAAUGAGUGUCUCACCUAAAGUCCCACAGCAAAACGGGAGGAUUAGAGGUGUCAGAUCACCACAGGCCAGCAUGGUUUGGACCACCACUACAGAAGUGACCCUUUGAGAUUAGAAGAGGAAGGGAGAGAGAGCGCGUGCCAGUCAGCCUCAGCGCUUAUUUCCUUAACCGCUUCCAGAUAUGUCAAAGACCCUUGUGAUUAAGAAAAAUCUGAAGUAACAAGAUCAACAGGAACAGAUGUUUUGCUAAUGGGUGUAAGCAAACUAGAUGUUUUGUACAGACGCCUUCUUCUCACAAAACUUUUCAUUCAAGGAUGGGGAAGACCUGAAGACUUGAAAAGAAUAUUUGAAUUCAGAAAGAUUAUUGGAAACAGGGAAAAAUGCCAGGACCUGGUUGCAAGAGACUAUCCUGUGCAUAUCGACAAGGCUGAGGAGCAAUCAGAUUGUAAGAUCCUUGAUGGACACUUCAUUUCUCCUUUGGCUCACUAUGUUCCAGACAUCAUGCCAACAGAAUCCAUCACAGCAAAGUUUCAGUUUAUAGUACCAAAGAGAUGGAACAGCAAAUACAGACCUGUGUGUAUUCAUUUAGCAGGCACUGGAGAUCAUCAUUUUUGGAGGAGACGUACUUUAAUGGCCCGUCCAAUGAUCAAAGAGGCCUCCAUGGCUUCAUUGUUGUUGGAAAACCCGUACUAUGGAUGUAGAAAGCCUAAGGAUCAGUUAAGGUCAUGUCUAAAAAAUGUCUCGGACCUGUUUGUGAUGGGAGGAGCCCUUGUGCUGGAAUCAGCAGCUCUUUUGCACUGGCUUGAGAGAGAAGGCUACGGACCUCUAGGAAUGACUGGAAUAUCCAUGGGAGGACAUAUGGCAUCCCUAGCAGUGUCAAACUGGCCUAAACCAUUGCCACUAGUCCCUUGUCUUUCCUGGUCUACAGCCUCUGGCGUUUUUACAAAGGGUGUACUGAGCAAGGCAGUGAACUGGAGAGAACUAGAAAAACAGUAUUAUACUCAGAGUGUUUAUGAAGAUGAAAUAAUUCACAUGCUUGAAUAUUGUGGAACAGAUUCAUUCAAGAUGGGACAAGACUUUGUUAAAAAUUCUCCCAGCAGUGUGGACAGUUUGAGCAACCUGGAUCUGAAUUCCAGUAUGCUGAACCUGGAUACCAGAAGCAAAAUUCUGUCUUCGGAAGUUGGUCGCUGCCUUAGCACUAGCAAGAGUACUCUAAGUGCCUCAACGGAAGGACUGUUAGUGCAAGAGGCACCCAAAAUGCAAUGCAUAAACCAGACGUUUUCAACCAGCAGCAGUAGCAAUAAAGACUUUACCAAUGAGCAGAAACAUCUGAUAAGUGGAAAAAGUGACACUUUACAAAGAGAAUCUCUAAGGUUCAUGAAAGGGGUGAUGGAUGAAUGUACCCAUGUAGCUAACUUUUCAGUCCCAGUUGACCCAACACUGAUCAUAGUUGUUCAAGCCAAGGAGGAUGCUUAUAUUCCAAGAACUGGAGUGCGUAGCCUUCAAGAAAUAUGGCCAGGAUGUGAAGUCAGAUAUUUGGAUGGAGGUCAUGUUAGUGCAUAUCUUUUCAAACAAGGAUUGUUCAGGCAAGCCAUAUAUGAUGCAUUUGAACGCUUUCUUCAGAAAUAUGCUGCAUAGUCCUAUGGUGCCAAACUAAUCUGUAUAGAUUUGUUCAGAGUUUCUUUACAUGGAUCCUCAUGGAAAUGUUACGUGGAGAAAAAGUCUGUUAGAAAUGUUAAAUAAAGUCACCAAGUAGAUGGCAUAUUCAACUUGGUCAUGCAUAAAUAAGAAUGUAAUCAACCAAAAGUCAAUCUUAAAUUAACAUUAAUUGCUACUGUGACAAUUUUGCACAAUUUGCUAAUGUUGGGAGUGAACAGUAUCCAGGCUAAAUUAGUCAUGACCAAUAAAUGACUAACUAAAGUCCUGUUAAUUUCAAUGGGAUUUAGUGUGAAUCCUGCCCUGUAUCUGUAAAAUAUGCUACUUUUGAAAUGCCAAACUUUAUUUGGUGAGUGCACAUAUCCAUCUGUACGAGACCAAUGCACUAUUGACGGAACUGUUUGAAUUUGGGUUUGUGUAUCUUUCAGCUUCCAGUUUCUUGCUUCAGUUUGUCACAAAUUCAAAAAUGCAGGAUUAAUUGGGCAAGAGCAAUCAAAGUUAUUACUGAAUAGGAAAGAAAAUUAGUCUCAUUUAAUUAGAUCAACAUUUUAAAGGUGUUCAAUUAAAAAUAUGCUUGAUAGCCUACACAGAUUUUGAUUUGGGGAGUGAGCCUAGAUGCAGAUUCCAAACCCACAAACUUCAGUGUCCCCUGUCCAGCCUGCAUCUGCUGCUACUACUGCUUAAGUUCAAAGAGCAGUGUUGAUACCCUCCUUUCCUAUGCUGCCUCAUUGGUUCUUAAAGCAAAACUAUUUGUCUAGGUUCAGCUUUAAUAAUCAUUUAAAGUGAGAGUGCUAUAUGUACCUCUUUUUUGUCAACAUGGGUGGGGGGUGGGAGGUAUGCAUACUUCUUUCCAGGAGGAAUAGUAAAACUGUCAAACUGCUACGCCUGAAACAAAUAAAAGCAAAUUAAGCCAUCUAUAAAUGCUGCAUGUGUUUCAUAUUGAGUGUUUUAAUUUGGCUUUGUUGGAGACCAUUUUUCAAAUGAUUGCAUAACUCUUUGCACUAGCAAAAAAAAAAUCUGUGUUUCUAGGUUUUUUUAUAUCCUGCAAUAAAUUAUUCAUCAGAAUUCUCUCUCUCAUAGUGGAAUUUUGCUUCAUAAAAAAGCUAGGGCAGUCUUACAUAUCCAGUGAGAACUUAAUAUUGAGAGUUCUGGUGUCAAACCUAUUUUUAGUGAUGGUGCUUAUGUGACUGACUAAUCUGAGGUUAAAAGAGUAGUAUGUCUUGAUACAGUGGAUAAAGAGAAAUUAUGUGUUACAGUAACAAAUACUGGGUGUUCUCACCUUUCCUAGUACACCUGCCCAAAUUCUUUUUAAAAACAACAACCAUAAAAACAAGUAAAUUAAAUAUACAACUUUUGUAUUGCUUUUCUUAAUAGCAAUGGGAAGUGAGUGUGUGAUGUGUCAAUUAGAAACAAAACACAUCUGAACAGAUCAUGGCCAGAAUAUUCAGACUUUUGAAGAGUCAAGUCAGUAUGGAACAACUUCUUGAAAGAACCAAAGUCUGAGGUGGAUACAUGUCAAAUAAAAGCUUUCCAGAACUCACUGACUUCCCAAUUGGCAAAACUUUACACUGAAGAAGCUGCAUCAGAUGGAAAUCCACAUUUGAAAGAGAACACACAUUAUUUCUCACAAGAUAGAAUUGAUCAGUAGAAUGCAUUUGCUAGACUUUAAUCUCUUUCAUGGAGAAAGAGAUUAAAGUCUAGCAAAUACAUUCUACUGAUCAAUUCUAUCUUGUGAAAUAGUUUAUCAUUCCGUUAAGUAUUCAUGGGCCAGGUUUUGAAACAUGAGUAGCUGCAAAAAAGUGACUUAAGAAUUGAAUGUUCACAAAUGCUUGAAGGAUGAUUAACAUUGGCCACAAACUGUAAGGUGCCAAAACUUUAAUAGCACAACACUCUCUACAGCUAUUAAAAUGUUAGCCUAUUAAUUCUGCUCUAGUAAAAUCAAUAACACACUCUAUACGCAAAUAACAAACCUGUCUAAACAUAACUGCUUUAUAUGAAGAAAAGACUGCUUGUAUUACUGAAUUAUUGAAUUACUGAAAAUUACUGAAUCAUAAGCAAGUGCUUUCUACUCAGCAAUGUUUUCAAAUAGUUUGAAUACAUGUAAAAAAUUCAUGUUCAGGGCAUUUCUAUGUGAUUACUUUGUCCUAAAGAUUGGUAACUAAUCUCAGUACAAAUAUUGUGGACCUUACUUUAUAUGAAUGUCUUUACUAUUCUAGCCUAGCUCAUUUCUUUGUUAAAUACAAAAAGGUACUAAUGUUAAGGGGGGGAAUGAAUUAGAGGGGGGAAAUCAAUCUACAACUCUGUAUAUUUUGAUUUUUUUUCUCAACUGCGUUUUCUAUUUUCAAAUAAACUUUAAGACUUCACAACAUUA